CUUAUACAACUUAAUUUGCAAUGUCAUUUAUUUAGUUGAGUGGGUGGGAAGGAGGUAAUUUGCAGACAUAUGAAAGGGAGACCAGCUGAUUUAGCUAGCAGUUGGAGAAUUGAAUUAUAAAUGGACAAUCGACCGAUAAAAAUUUAGGAAGAGGAUUUGAAGUAGGACUCUUGUUUGAUCUUUGUAUUGAAUACUACACCAACUCAUACAUAUCACUUCUUUCAAAAUCCUUUUACCUAUGCUUCAUGGACAUGCAACCUAGAUUAUAAAAAGAAAGCACUGGCCUGUUGUUACAUGGACCCCAGGGCCCAGGCUGUUAUUCUGAAAAAUGCACAAAAGGGCCCAACGGAAAAAGUGAUUGUCCAUUUGGGCUAGCCCAUCUGACUUUAAUGAGCCACGGAAGCACCGGCCCGUUAUCCUCCCACUGCAAGGAGCUAGUGGUUUUCGCUGCUCUGUGAAACCAGCCUGACGCAAUACCCACCAUUGUAAGAACCACAUGGCCCAGGCCUUCACUUGGACCACAUGGCCCAACUCUCCGCUUGGAAUGGGCAGGCCAGCAAAGAGCAUCCUGUGGCUCAGUUAGCUAGGCAAGUACAAAGUCCAACCACUUAAAUGCCCCCACUUGGGUUACAAGCCUGCGUUGCCAGGCUCAGCGAACAAAAGGUAUCUAUGUGGUUGUGUAUACAGUGUAUAUAUUUGUAUUGUAAUAACAAUGUGGGAAUGUUUUUGAUUAUCUCAUCGACUCUCUGCUAAUGAGGGAGUAAAAUGGAGUCCUCUCUUUGCCUAUCUAAAUUUGAAAACACAGCACUAUUAGUCUUGAUGAAAGAUUAGAAAUGAUUAUCAUAUGGUUUUUGGAUUAACAUUGUAAAUUGUUUUGCAUUCUCGCAGCCAAAUCUCUUUAGGCUCACUCAGGAAUAAGAAGAUGGUAAUAUAUAUAUUAUUUUUCUUAUUUUGAUAGAAAAGAAUAGGGAGGUUUUUGUCCACAAAGCAGUACAAAUUGCUGAUAUCUGAGAACAUAAAUAUGGAGACAGAAAAAAAAUUAUUAACUUGAUGAAGUUUGCAUAUUUGCAAUUGAGACAUGAGAGGAAAGACUUGCUUCGUCGUGAUUUAAUUCUUUCCAUUCCCCUCCAAUUGCUACUAAAGUCGCUAUCGAUGCAACACGACUCUAUCUAUACACUGAUACGGUACCUCUCAGCUCCCGUGUUUGGCUUUUUGCUCUGCAGCCACUCAUCUCCGGACCAACUCCAUUUCCGACUAUCCAACUGUUUUUUCUGUUCAUUCUUUCUUUCGAGUAUAGGAGAGACAAUGCAAGCAAUAGUGGCUUGCAGUAGCUCUGCAAUUCCGCCACUCAAAUCCCCCAAGCCCAUAACUACUUUUAUCUCCGGUCAAAAUCUCCCGUUUCUCGGCCGCCGCAAGCUCUGCUGCGAUGUCGUUUCUCGUAUUCCCAUUCCUUCCACUCGUUGGGGUGACGAUAAAGAGGAUAUGGGUGGCGAUUUCCUGCAAAAAAUUAUGCAGAAAAAUUUCGGUUUGACUACGCGUCGAUCCUUUUUUGCCCGUAUGUUAAUGUCCGCGUGUUACUUUUAUCUCCUUCCUUCAAGGUACUUUCCAGCAUACGCAUUAGGAGACCCGUCGGUGACAGUUGAACAAGUCACUCCUCAAGUUUUGCCCCCUGGGGCACUUUUCCCAUCCGAGGAAAGAAUUGUUAAACUCUUUGAGAAGAAUACUUAUUCUGUUGUCAACAUAUUUGAUGUAACUUUGCGGCCUCAACUUAAUAUUACUGGUGCCGUUGAGGUUCCUGAAGGGAAUGGUUCAGGAGUUGUCUGGGAUGAACAGGGUCACAUUGUGACAAAUUAUCAUGUAAUCGGCAAUUCCUUGUCAAGAAAUCCAAGCACUGGCCAAAUUGUUGCUCGAGUUAAUAUUCUAGCUUCUGAAGGGGUACAAAAGAACUUUGAGGGCAAGUUAAUUGGUGCAGAUCGUGCAAAGGAUCUUGCUGUGUUGAAGGUUGAAGCCCCUAAGGAACUGUUGAGGCCAAUUAAGGUCGGUCCAUCAUCUUCUUUGAAAGUGGGCCAGCAGUGCUUAGCAAUUGGAAAUCCAUUUGGUUUUGACCACACGCUCACUGUCGGGGUCAUUAGUGGUCUGAACAGGGAUAUAAACAGUCGAACUGGAGUUACAAUAGGUGGAGGGAUUCAAACUGAUGCUGCAAUCAAUCCUGGAAACAGUGGAGGUCCUUUAUUGGAUUCAAAAGGAAACUUAAUUGGGAUUAACACUGCUAUAUUUACUCAGACAGGGACAUCAGCUGGUGUAGGGUUCGCGAUCCCUUCAUCUACUGUGGUAAAGAUAGUGCCUCAGCUGAUCCAGUUUGGCAAGGUUGUUCGAGCUGGUUUAAAUCUUGAAAUAGCUCCAGAUCUUAUUGCAAAUCAACUCAAUGUUCGAAAUGGAGCUUUAAUCCUGCAGGUUCCAGGAGACAGUUUGGCAGCUAAGGCUGGGCUUCUACCAACUACAAGGGGUUUUGCUGGUAAUAUUGUACUGGGUGAUAUAAUCUUGGCAGUGGAUGACAAACCUGCAAGGAACAGAGAAGAACUGUACAAAAUAUUUGACGAGUACAACGUAGGGGACAAAGUACUUCUGAAGAUCCAGAGGGGCAAUGCAAACUUGGAGGUGCCCAUUGUCUUGGAGGAAAAGAAAGGAUGAAAUAGUUGGUCUUGAAUUUUCUUCAAGAUAGCCAGCCAUUUUUGUGUGACUCUUAAAUUUUUGCUCGAAAUUACUGUGCAAAAUUUACGAGAUGGAUGAAGAUGGAAGUAAUAGAGGAAGACAACAUAUAUUCUGGAUUUUCACUAGAAGUUGUAGCUGAAAUGGUGGAGAUCAUCAUGUACAAAGAGAAUCUGUAAGGCAAAACUCCUCCUCUUCUGGGCUUAAACUGUUUUGCUUUAGGGUUGAAUGUGGACAGAAA
Messenger RNA from Sesamum indicum (sesame), 2950 nucleotides. RefSeq names its product Trypsin family protein with PDZ domain-containing protein (gene DEG8). Gene Ontology annotation, molecular function: serine-type endopeptidase activity; protein binding. Gene Ontology annotation, biological process: proteolysis. The record is from RefSeq and is a predicted model, not a curated record. Lineage: Eukaryota; Viridiplantae; Streptophyta; Magnoliopsida; Lamiales; Pedaliaceae.